Molecule: messenger RNA, 1631 nt
Organism: Chanos chanos (milkfish)
Lineage: Eukaryota; Metazoa; Chordata; Actinopteri; Gonorynchiformes; Chanidae
Gene: katnbl1
Product: katanin p80 subunit B-like 1
Exons: 10
Coding region: 160-1065 (301 amino acids)
Cellular component (GO): nucleolus
Molecular function (GO): microtubule binding
Source: RefSeq, a predicted model, not a curated record
UGGUCUCCUGACUUCGCCCAGUCUAGUAGACUUGGAUAUUUUCAGGAUUUACUUUCUUUUCAGUCUUGCUUUAUUGAAACUUAUGUUAGACUGUGGACAAAUACACAACUUAAUUUAAGGAAAACACAAGGAAAUGUACAAAAUGUGACGUCCUUUACUAUGGCCUCUGGAAGUCAUGGUGGAAAUGAGACAGAAUUCCACAGGCUCAAACAGGCCCAUCCCUGCAACCCUCUCAAACACAGGAUCCACACUGGAGCCGAGGGGAAUAUGAGGGAGGUGGAAUAUUUAAAUAAGGAAGAAAUAGAUAAAGAGAGAUUUCCAGUGGGUCGUUGCGCACACAACUUUGGCAAAGCGAAACGAGCGUCCGCGUGCAAGAGGAAGACGCGCGGCGUGGCGGUGAGCAGCGGGCAGCGCCGCAGAGCUCCCCCCGCGGGCGGGGCCCGUGACAUGGCAAACAAAGAGAACGAGCUUGCCUGCGCCGAGCCCGCCCAUGGCAUCCCCGGCUUCCCCGUGAACUCCGCAGAGGCCUCCAAGAUGGCAGGGGCCGGCUCCAAGUACAGCGAUUACUUCAGUGAGUUGUCGAAGGAUCACGACGCGAUGACUCACGUGCUCUUUGGGAGGAAUCUCAGGCUAAACGUGGCUUUGACUCUCUGGCGAAAAAACGCCAGUGAACUUGUGGCAUACUUGAUUAGAAUACAAGAUACAGGUGUUCUUGUCGACUGCCUGCCUGUACUGUCUAAAAGUCUUCAAGAUGAAGAGACAUCUGUAUCAAUCGGCUGUUGUGUGGACCUUUUACCACAAGUGAAGGCCAUACUUGCCAGUAAAUAUGAUGUACACUUGACGGUGGCUUUGCACUGGGUUCAGUCUGUCAUUAAAAAAUGGUGGCCUGAACUGUCUGCAAAUGGCAAAAACUUACAAACGGACUCCUCCCGCGACAAGAAUGUUGAGAUAAUGAGGAAGCAACUUCAGGAGAUGUGGGAGGAAGGCAGUCGAUUAAGCUCAGUACCAGGAACAGUUGGAGAACUAGCCAAGGUUAUUGAAUCCUUUCUAUCUCAGUUGCGCUGAUGCGUCAAUGUAGCACUCUAAGGAAGAAACCACUACACACACAUGCACGCACGCACGCACACACACACUCAUACACACAGACACGGACGCACUUGCUGCAGUUUGCAGAGCUGCUGCUGCUCUCUCUCUCUGACAGCCUGGGUUGACUGCCUCACUCAGUCAGACCCAGGGAACUGAAGCACUUACCCCGGUAUACACAGGGAAUAAGAUGAACUGAUCAAUUCAGACACUCCCUGAUACAAAAUGAAAAAAAAAAAAAAACUGGACAUAUGGAGGAAGAGGAGGGGGUUUCGGAGCGAGCGUGGCAGUACCCUUCUUCAACACGUCAAAUAACUGCUUCACAUUGAAGUGGAUUGUUUUUGUUAAAGGGGCACACAAUCAAGGCUACGAGACUGUCUGGAUACAGGCGACUCAACCAAGUGCCAAGCUCUUUUGAACCUGUUGUGUGGUGAUCAGCGUAUAAGAAUGUAGUUUAUUGCUAUGUUACUUUCUCUGAAGUCUUCAAUCAAGAACUUGAACUGCAGCAGUCUUAAGUUAUUAGAACUCUUUGUGUCUUUGCCUGAUCA